This is a messenger RNA of Chiloscyllium plagiosum (whitespotted bambooshark), 1236 nucleotides long. RefSeq names its product SPT4 homolog, DSIF elongation factor subunit (gene supt4h1). Lineage: Eukaryota; Metazoa; Chordata; Chondrichthyes; Orectolobiformes; Hemiscylliidae. Gene Ontology annotation, cellular component: DSIF complex; nucleus. The record is from RefSeq and is a predicted model, not a curated record. Gene Ontology annotation, biological process: transcription elongation by RNA polymerase II; regulation of DNA-templated transcription; transcription elongation-coupled chromatin remodeling. Gene Ontology annotation, molecular function: zinc ion binding; RNA polymerase II complex binding.
GACGGAAGUUUAUUUGGGAGAUUGAUAAAAUUUUCAUGAGUGAUGGCAACGUUAGAGACAGUGCCUAAAGAUUUACGGCAUUUGCGAGCUUGUCUGUUGUGUUCGUUGGUUAAAACUAUAGAUCAGUUUGAGUAUGAUGGUUGUGAUAACUGUGAUUCCUACCUACAAAUGAAGGGGAAUCGAGAAAUGGUGUACGACUGUACCAGUUCGUCUUUUGAUGGGAUUAUUGCAAUGAUGAGUCCUGAAGACAGUUGGGUCUCUAAAUGGCAGCGGAUAAGUAACUUCAAGCCAGGCAUAUAUGCAGUAUCAGUGACAGGACGGUUACCUCAGGGUAUUGUAAGGGAAUUGAAGAGUCGAGGUGUGAUCUACAAAUCAAGAGAUACUGCUAUCAAAUCUUAAUGGCUCGACUUUGCCGUCAAAAUUAUUACUAAUGAUUCUUUCCAGCUAGGUUUCACCGUUUCUUAUUUGUAACUAGACUAUUCUGUAAUGUUCUUAUUGCAGAUAUAUUGCAAUGCAUUUAUGUAUCACUGAAUUGUUUUUCUUUUCUCCAAGAAAGAGUACACCAGUUCAUAUUUUUUUAACUUUAAAUUGACUGCUUAGUGCUGAUUGCAGUGAAGUUCUACUAUGUAAAUGGGAAGCAUCAAGUGUUUAGGUAUCUACAAUCCCAAAACUACUUUGGGGAGAAGCAAAAGUUGAAGAAUGGAUUUGCUAGUAUUUAUUGAAGAAUUGAGAACUCACAAGUUGCUGUUUAAAUUCAAGGAUUGUAUAAAGAUUUGUACCUUGGGUGUCCGUUGCUGUAGUUGUGGGUAUGUUAGCUUAGCUGGGAAAUUGAUUUGCAGACAUUUUGUUCCUUGUCUAGGUGACAUCUUCAGUGCUUUGGAGCCUCCUGUGAAGUGCUGCUCUACUGUCUCUUCUGGAAAUUAUUUGAAUCUGUUCUUGCUGUUUCUGUUUGCCAGUUCCAGUCGUUUGUUGUAGUGGUCGGUAUAUACCCUAUAUACUGAAGUACAGCAGCACUUCACAGGAGGCUCCAAAGCACUGAAGAGGUCAACUGGACAGCGGAUGAAGUCUGCAAAUCGACUUCCCAACUCGGCGAUCAUACCCACAACUAUGGUAUGUUGUUUAAAUUUCAAAGGCUUGCAGUCUUCUUUUUGUAUGCUGUUUCAUGUGCAGCAAUACUUUUUGGAGAAUAUUAUAAUAAAGAGGAAAACGAAAUAAUAAAACAACCCAAAAUAUUCA